AUGGCGGCUACUCAAGCUUUCUUUUCAUCGAGCGUGGCUCUUGAUACACUUUCUGCGGCGCGCUGUUUACUCGACAUGUCAAAAAUUUUUCCGAAGAAACCCGCGCCGGUGCACUCUGAGAACACGCCAUCGUCUCCUUUGUUGAUGUUCGCGAAAAUCCUGGCCUCGAUGGAAGAAGAGUGCUCGCUGAUAAAGAAACAUUCAUGUCUUGGGAACACUACGAAUCAGACAUCGAACCUGAAGGCAGGAACCGGCUUCGGAGUGCAGUUCAAGGAAACAGAGCGCGAAAAAUUUGCGACUGCUGUAACCCCGAAGGAGAAUGGUGGCGUUACAGGAUACUGUAACGACGACACGCCCUCUGAACUGUCCACGAAACCAAAACAAAAGACCCGGCGCCGAAAUUCACGCAGGAGAAGCGAACAGGAAAAGAAAAUUCACGCUUGCCACUACAACGGUUGCGAUAAAAAAUACGGCAAGAGCAGUCAUCUGAAAGCACACCUCCGUACGCACACGGGAGAACGCCCGUUUCAUUGCACUUGGACUGGCUGCGAGAAAAAGUUUGCUCGCUCGGACGAACUCGCACGGCAUUAUCGCACGCAUACGGGUGAGAAACGCUACGUUUGUGGCAUCUGCAGUAAGCGUUUCAUGAGGAGUGAUCAUCUCUCGAAGCACGCAAAAACACAUGGAUUGAAAUCCCGCAAAGAACUGGCGAGACCCACGAAUCCAAUGUUCUUUUGA
Pocillopora meandrina is the source of this 738-nucleotide messenger RNA. NCBI's taxonomy places the organism in Eukaryota, Metazoa, Cnidaria, Anthozoa, Scleractinia, Pocilloporidae. The record is from the annotation of a GenBank genome assembly.